GAAUCAUCUUUUCCCCAUAAUUCUUUCUUCCCCCAAACAAUUCUCUCUCUUUCUAACUCAAACGGCUUCUUCUUCUUCUUCUUCCCUCUUCCUCCAACCAACAACCGAGAACCAUCGUUCUCUCGCACUCAAAUGAUGACUCUGGGAGCAUAAAAUCAGUUGCGCAAUUACAGAGUAGAAACUGAGAAUUAAAUAUGGGAAAGUACAUACAGAGGAACUCAAAGACUGCCAGGAAGGUUUCGAUAAUGGAUAUACCUUCUCAUGGCGGCGUCCGUACCCGCGCCAGGACACUGGCUCUCCAGAAAGCUUCCUCCGCCGUGUCGCCGGGUGCUGGUUCCUACAUUCAACUCCGUAGCCGUCGUCUAGUCAAGCCAACUCCUUCAAACAUACAGAAGGAGAACCGUGUUCCACCAAAACCGAAUAAACAUUCUUGCAAAGGAGCCGGUUCUUCGACACUGAACGUUAAUUCUCGGAAUUCUUCUCGGUCUGUUAAGAAAUUGGUGCAUAGGAAAGACGAGAUUCGUCAAGAAAUCGAGAUUACGGAUGCUGAGGAUGUGGGAAUCGAUGACGAAGCUUCAUUUGGUGAGAACAUGUUGGAAAUUGAAGGUAGAGAAAGGAGUAUACGCGAGACAACACCAUGCAGUUUGAUUAAGGAUCCAAACACUACAAAUACUCCAACAUCUUCUACAAAGAAGACUUAUUCGACUAAUUCCAAUUUAAGAGUACAAAUUCCACCUCCAAGACUCAUCCCUACAACCGUUGAAAUGGAAGAGUUCUUCACAGAGCCAGAAAAACACCAACAAAAACUGUUUAUCGAGAAGUAUAUAUAUUUCAAAAUUACCUUUUUACCCUUUUGUUCUAUAUCAUUUCUUAUGCGAUAUGAAAUUGUUUUUGUAGGUAUAACUUUGAUCCGGUGAAUGAGAAGCCUCUCCCUGGGCGAUAUCAAUGGGUGAAAAUGGAUAAUUAAGUUUGAAAGGGUAAAAUAGUAAUUAGGGUAUCUUUGUAAAGAAAGAAGUAGGAGGAAUGAAAGAGUUAAUUAGGUUAGGGUGUAGAUUAAUGAUCUGUAGUAUAAGAAAAAAAAAAGAACAAAAACAGGUUAAUUUUCUAACAGAUCAUCUACUAACAGGGGAAGAAGAAGGUGGUGGUGGUUGAAUGAAUGAAUGAAUGACUCUUAGGUUUUAUUUUAUACUUCCUUUGUUUAUACACUUUGUACUCAUGGGAAAGUUUAAGACACCCCCCUCCCCUUAAUAAAAAUGACAAUAUUACCCCUUUCUUUAUUCA
Molecule: messenger RNA, 1281 nt
Organism: Lactuca sativa (garden lettuce)
Lineage: Eukaryota; Viridiplantae; Streptophyta; Magnoliopsida; Asterales; Asteraceae
Source: RefSeq, a predicted model, not a curated record